Messenger RNA from Cololabis saira (Pacific saury), 3440 nucleotides. RefSeq lists its product as uncharacterized. The record is from RefSeq and is a predicted model, not a curated record. Bases 102 to 1145 code for a protein of 347 amino acids. Lineage: Eukaryota; Metazoa; Chordata; Actinopteri; Beloniformes; Belonidae. The transcript has 11 exons.
CGAAAACGAAGCAUCUGCUCCUCCCUUUUCUCUUUUAGGGACAGUUUUGCUUUUAUUUUAAGUGUAUUUAUUUCCUCAGUAUUAAAUUUUUCAACUCAGCUAUGAAUAAUUAUAUAUUUUUCGUCGUCAUAUUCAUGUUUUCAUGUAGGCCUACAACGUCCGCUGUCUCUGAUGAAGCAGACCCCUACAGGAAGCUGGGCUCCUCAUUUGUCCUCUGUUCAGACUACGUGGCUCCUCCAAUCACCAGCAUAACUUGGAAACAUGGACAGGACAUCGCUGUGGACUGGUUUAACGGAAUGAAUGUCACCUGCUAUCGUAUUUUUAAAGACCACUGUUACUUGAAUACAACAUCUGGAUGUCUGACGCUCUCCAACGUGACUCCUGAACACAGCGGCCGCUACACGCCAGAGAUCAGCGACAAAGUCAAAGACCCCAUUGAAAUCAAGAUCAUCUCUCCAGUCCCCAAACCCACUGUUUCCUCAGACUGCAACGAUGAAAAGACCCAGUGUAAUCUGACCUGUGAAGGCAUCAUCACUGAUAACCAUGGACCAGUCAAGUCUAGCUGGAUACUUGGUGACAACAAUGUUACUGGAACCAAGACGUUUCAAAUAACACAGAAGAACCAGGAAAAUCCCAUCGGCUGUGUCCUGGAAAACCCUGUCAGCCGCAAGGAGAGUGAACACAUAAGCAACCCUUUAACUGGAAUAAGGAACCGUCCAAUCAGUGCUAUAGGGAUAGGGAUUCCACUGGUCCUGGUUGUCCUGGUUGUUGUGGCUCUGGUCUCGUAUUUUAUUUGUAACAAAAAACAAGAGAGACAAACAUACACAGAACAGGAGCAGAGUUACAAUGUAGAGAACCACAACAACGAGUUCAAAGAGUCGGCCCAACUUCUGAAGCUGAAACCAACUCUAAACGGGACGACUGUGAACUCCCCAGAGAAGAACAUCAAACCUGACGAACCAACAGGUGAAGAGCACGAGCUGACGGAGGUCACUGUGGCCGACGGCAACAAAGGACCUGACGAACCAACAGGUGAACGACAGGAGCUGCCAGAGGUCACUGGGCCCGACGACAACAACAAAGAGAGCGAACCAGCACCAGCUAAGGAGGAAGAGGAGCAUGCAGCCGAGAAGGACCAGAGCUGAAGUUACAUGUUACAUCUGAAACGCACAACUUUAAAGGGGACCAUUAAGUGCUGCUAAUGAGACAUGGUGCUGUUUUUUAAUGGUUUGUAUUGACCAGUCACUUACGUUCAUAUCAACCUUGGAGGUCUGGAGUCAACUCUGUGUGCCAUUGUGUGCCUUAACUCAUGUUGACACCCCCCUUAUUUUAUUUUUACAUAAACAGUCCUACAUUUAAUUUAAUUUAAAUGCUAUGAUCUUUUUGCGACACUAGGUGUCACUAUAAUACCUGGUGCAGUGGGGAAGACCCAGCUCAGCCGCAUCGGUCAGGUCAGACCCGGCCCUAACCAAUUUGGCGCCCUAGGCAAGAUUUUAGGUCGCGCCCCUCUUGCAUCGCAGUAAAUUCCACUGCUGGUAUAUAUACUCACAAGAAACUGAAUAGCUUUAUACAAAAAAAUAUGAAAUGAAUAUGUGAAAAAUACAAUAUAAAUAGCUUACAUAAAGUGAAAGAUUUAAAUACCCACAAAAUAAAGUGUAAACAAGUGACAUAAAAUAAAUUAUAAAUACAAUAAAUAAACAAAUAAAUAAUAUAAUAAAUAAAUAAGGCACUGCACACAAAAAGAUAUUAAAGAAACAAGUAAAUAAAAAGGGGAGCUUGUUUGUGCUGCUGAGUUGGAGGCGACAGGAGGAGUGCUUGAUGUAGUUGGCCCAAGAUUUGCAGGGGUUGGACUGAGAAACUAUAUAAUACAUAAUAUGAUUUCAAGAUUAAAAUUAAAUGAAAUAAUAUAAAUGAAAAAUCUAAGAGAUACAUGCAUGAUAGGCAGCACGGUGGCUUAGUUUGCAUGUUCUCCCCGUGCUUGCGUGGGUUCUCUCCGGGUACUCCGGCUUCCUCCCACAGUCCAAAAAACAUGCAUAUUAGGUUAAUUGGUGAUUCUAAAUUGCCCGUAGGUGUGAGCGUGAGUGUGGUUGUGAGCAUGGUUUGUGUAUAGGCUCCAGCAGACCCCCGUGACCCCGCAAGGGAUAAAGCGGGUAUAGAUAAUGGAUGGAUGGAUGGAUGGACAUGCAUGAUGUUCACUAUACUGUACAUGUAUAAUAUACAAUGUACUUUUUCUGAUAUGCAAAUGACCGUAUAUAAGACUACAUUUUAUUGUCAUUACAACGAAAUGCUGAUUAGCAGAAUGCAAAGAAGUAGUAAACUUAAACAUAAUAACGAAUGUGGGAAUGCUAAGUUAUGCUUUAACAUCAAUGAUGUGGACUUUAACACUGAUCUAAAGUUUAACGCUAUAAACACACUUUAGACAAUAUGAAGUGUAACACAAACAUACAGCUAGGCUCACAACUAUAAUAAAAGGGUGGAAAAGGAAUAACAUUUUGAUUGACUAUUACAAGCUAAGAAAACCCCCUCCCCCCAGGUAGCAGGUACAGUCUAAUUAGUCGGGGUGGGGGUGACAAGUUUAAAGGCAGAAAUAGAUAGAUUAUAUAUGAACUUGACUAAAGGAGCCUUUAUAGGCUCUAGAACCAGAUGGCUAGAGGAAGGUGAAAGAAUACGAGUUAUUUUUUUUGCACUAGAAAAAAGGAAUUAUAAGAGAAAUAAUAUUACAUCUUUAAUGAUAAAUAAAGCAACAAACUCGAAUCCUUCUGAUAUUGCCAAUUAUACUCUAAAAUUUUAUUCUGACUUGUACAGUUCUACUUAUAACCAAUCUGAAUGUGAAAAAUUUGUAGAUAGUGUAAAAGAUUUUACGCCACAUGUAUCAAACAAAUUUAAAGGAGCUGUAUGUAAGAGCAAUAAUAAAACGAAUCAUAAAAUGAUUGACCCCGAUAUGUCAACAGACAUUUAAAAAUCAUGUUCAUUUCAAAUACUUAUGUCACUGACAACAGCACUCAAGCCAGGAUAUUCCAGUUUAAAAAGAGGAGUUGCAGCCCUCAACUGAUGUUUAUGUUGUAAUUUUUUGUUUUGGCCUGAAGCUCCACCCUCCACCUAUCUCCCAAUCACCAAGUCAGUAUUGUUUCUGAAGCUCCACCCUCCACCUAUCUCCCAAUCACCAAGUCAGUAUUGUUUCUGAAGCUCCACCUAUCUCCCAAUCACCAAGUCAGUAUUGUUUCUGAAGCUCCACCCUCCACCUAUCUCCCAAUCACCAAGUCAGUAUUGUUUCUGAAGCUCCACCCUCCACCUAUCUCCCAAUCACCAAGUCAGUAUUGUUUCUGAAGCUCCACCUAUCUCCCAAUCACCAAGUCAGUAUUGUUUCUGAAGCUCCACCCUCCACCUAUCUCCCAAUCACCAAGUCAGUAUUGUUUCUGAAGCUCCACCCUCCACCUAUC